UUCGCAUGAUUUCUUGGUGGGGUUGGGUGGUGGUUGCCUUAUCGUCUGUUCAGUAUGCACUCGUACUUGGGCCUGUUUACAACUACAGUAUUGUUUUGUUGAGUUUCCAAGAGGAAUUUCACACGAGUACGUCUUUUACUGGUUGGGUUGGGUCCCUGGCCCAUGCCUUGGUGUCCAUUGGAACACUACCCGCCGCUGUAUGUCUGAGGAAGCUAAGCCCACGAGUGGUGACCUUCAUGGGGAUAUUCCUGUACUGUGGAGGGGUGGCUUCGACAGCGUUCGUCCCGUCUCUCGGUUAUGUCGUCGUGACCUACAGCGUCAUAUCUGGGCUAGGGAUGAGCUUCGUCGUCCAGGCGGGGAUUGUCCUGACGCUUGCUUGGUUCCCGAAGAAAUACUGCGCCCGGGCGACGUCCGCUCUUAUGAUUGGAACUCCGUGCGGUACUUUAAUAUCAGGACCAGUCCUCAAUGGACUAACUGCAGUUUUGGGAUGGAGACACGCUUUCCUUAUCAUCGCGAGCUUCACUCUUGUCGUCAGCUCAGUUGGUGCGUCCUUCCUUUCAAACCCUCUACCGGGAAAACCGUCUCAAGUACCCAAGGAAAUUACCACCGAGACGGAAGACGACGAUGAUAAACAGCACCACGUGGUCUUAGAGGAUUUUGAAUUGCCGCCAUUUUAUUGCCAUUGUGACCCUUGGCUGUGGUUUGUUGGCAUCGGUAUCGGGAGCCUCUCCUGGGGAUUUCUAGCCACGAAUUUGGCGAGCUUCAUGAAUGACAUUGGUCUGACGAUAGGUGAUGUCUCAUUCGCCAUCAUCUCUAUCUCAAUGGGGGACAUCAUCGGCAAGAUCUUGAUUUCGGCGUUCCUGGAUUCCUUGAAGUUCCUGAAGAUUUUCUUCAUUGCCGGAUCGUUCAUAUCUUGCGGUAUCUUUUCCGGAUUACUCGUGAACACGUCGACUCUUAUUCCGGUGAUCGUUCUAACAUUUCUUCUUGGCCUUGCCCGUGCUGCGUUUUUUGGAACGGUCAUAGUGUCUGCGAUGGAACUAUUCAGUGUGUAUGGGAUCGAGACUAUCACCAUAAUCACCCUCGUACCCUUCGGAAUAGGGACUCUUAUCAGCGCUCCCCUGUCAGGCGGACUAUUUGACUUGACUGGAGACUACACACUUAGUCUUCUCGUCCUGGUGUUCCUUCUCACGCUCUCCACCAUUUGCAUGUUGUUAAUUCCCUUCAAGAUGGAGCUAAGGUCAUGGCGCAUGCGUGGUAGGUCACCAGACACAAGCCCAAUUGAUGGAAUGUCUCCCUCUGUUGACGGAGUUAACAAGUCCGUGGCAGGUGGACUGUCACGUGGUGUUGACGACAACAUGACGAAUAUGGGAUUUACUGAUGAUUUCUAAGUUUAAUAGGUUAAAGACUCAAUUCGGAAGGAGUGGGGUUUGGUGUGGGGUUGGGUGCAUACAACUGUUGAAGACAUCGAGGCUCGAUUAGAUGAACUGUUGGAUGAAGUAGUGAUUGCAAAUGUAUAUAUAUUUUUAUCUAUGGACUAUUCAGGUAUUUGUUUUACAUUGUAUGGACUGCUACAGCGCCACCUAUCGUCCAAAAGCCUCAAAUUUGUCACACAUGUAUGCGAGUAAAUAAUCACAACAAAUGAACAACCAAUGAGAAAUAGAAAUUGUGUUUAUAUACUUGUAAUAUAUGAAUCUAGAAAGUAUUAAAAGUACAUUAUUGGUAUCUUUGAUCAAUGUUAAUAUUGUUUUAAAACAAAAAUGAGCAUGAGAAGCAAUAUUUCUUUCCAUUUAAUAAGAAAUACUUUGUCUUCAUUCAAUGUUUGAGAAAUAUUCAUUUGAUAUGUAAUUUUUUUGUGUGUGAAAAAUAUACAGGUAUUAUGAAAAAUCACGGUCAGUCCAAGUCGUCCUGAGCUAUACAUAAUGGGAGACUUUGGAACGCUAGGUGGCAGCAUUUAUACCAAGUAAAUUUCCAUUAUUUAUCAUAUUAAAG
This is a messenger RNA of Asterias rubens (European starfish), 1989 nucleotides long. RefSeq names its product monocarboxylate transporter 13-like. Gene Ontology annotation, biological process: transmembrane transport. The record is from RefSeq and is a predicted model, not a curated record. NCBI's taxonomy places the organism in Eukaryota, Metazoa, Echinodermata, Asteroidea, Forcipulatida, Asteriidae. Gene Ontology annotation, molecular function: transmembrane transporter activity. The transcript has 6 exons. Bases 6 to 1388 code for a protein of 460 amino acids.